Molecule: messenger RNA, 1949 nt
Organism: Trachemys scripta elegans
Lineage: Eukaryota; Metazoa; Chordata; Testudines; Emydidae
Gene: VWC2L
Product: von Willebrand factor C domain containing 2 like
Exons: 4
Coding region: 958-1647 (229 amino acids)
Biological process (GO): negative regulation of BMP signaling pathway
Cellular component (GO): AMPA glutamate receptor complex
Molecular function (GO): protein binding
Source: RefSeq, a predicted model, not a curated record
CACCUCCCCCACCCCCCAUCCUAGCCUGCGAUCCGCUCCGAAGUUUGAAUAAUGCAGCAACGUGGGGCUGUUUCUCUCUCUUUCCUGCAGCGACCGCGUUGAAUGCCGGCGGGGCGAGGAGGGGAGUUGGCGAGAGGCGCCUGGCCUCUCAGCUCUGCCUCCUCCUCCUCCAGUAGCUGCAGGGAGCUGACAGCCCAGCGCUGGCCCUCAGCCCUGCGGUGUGAUCAGGGGAGCGGCUCCGGGUUGAGCAGAUCGGGGACGGGGGGUGGCUGCCCGAUGCCGGUGCGAUCUCCUGACGUGUGGGUGUAGUCACGGCUCUGCCGCUUCGCCUGGCCCCCGCGGAAUGGCCCGUCCCAGGCAGGGCUCUUAGCCCGCCCGGCGCACGAUGCGGAGCGCUGGCCGCGGCGCUGCAGGGACCCCGGCGGCUGGCCCCAUGCGCCCGGCCACGCGGCUGCGGGGCUGAAGCCCGGGGAAAGUUGCUCCCGGUGGAAGCAGCGUCGGGGGGAUGGUGCUGGCGCUGCCUUUCAGCCGGGGCUGGCUCUAAGCUCCCCCAGCCGGCGGCGGCUGCUGCGCCCGGGCUGCUCCGCGUAAACCAGUCCCACUGCGGAGUGAACGGGGAGGGGAACGGAGAAGCCGGAGACCCGCGGAGAUCCGGAGCAAGUGGGACGCGAUGCCGGAGACAAGGCAGCCUCGCCUCCGGAGCUGCUGCUUGCUUUGAAUGCUGAACACCGGGCGGAACCGUCCUUCCCCUGCCCUGCCGCGGGGGCUGCCGCCGCCGCCGCCGCUGCUGCGAGAUGGGAAGGGAUUGCCCGGGACUCGGCAGCGGAGCCGCUUUCAUCGCUGACCUUUUAGUCCAGGUUGGGCUGUGACCCCCGGCAGCGUUACACCCCGAGCCUGCCAGACCACCCCUCUGGUGUCCCUAUGGAAGCAGCUGUUUCUAUCUGAGAUUAGGACCGUAUGCAGAAGUUGAGGAGGGGGAUGGCUUGUCCUAUUCAUGAAGCCUGCAUACUUCUGUUGCUAAUACUUGGGUUGGUCACCCCAGCUGCCAUCAAUCAUGAAGACUACCCUGCUGAUGAAGGCGACCAGACUUCAAGUAAUGACAAUCUGAUCUUUGAUGACUAUCGAGGGAAAGGCUGUGUGGAUGACAGUGGCUUUGUAUACAAACUGGGAGAACGUUUUUUCCCAGGGCAUUCCAACUGUCCUUGUGUCUGUACUGAGGAUGGACCUGUUUGUGAUCAACCAGAAUGCCCUAAAAUCCACCCAAAGUGUACUAAAGUGGAACACAAUGGAUGCUGCCCAGAGUGCAAAGAAGUGAAAAACUUUUGUGAAUAUCAUGGGAAAAAUUACAAAAUCUUGGAGGAAUUUAAGCCCUCUCCAUGUGAAUGGUGUCGCUGUGAGCCCAGCAAUGAAGUUCACUGUGUUGUAGCAGACUGCGCAGUUCCUGAAUGUGUCAACCCAGUCUAUGAACCAGAACAGUGUUGUCCUGUCUGCAAAAAUGGUCCAAACUGCUUUGCAGGAACCACCAUAAUUCCGGCUGGCAUGGAAGUGAAAGUGGAUGCGUGUAACAUCUGUCACUGUCACAACGGGGACUGGUGGAAGCCUGCUCAGUGUUCAAAACGCGAAUGCCACGGCAAGCAGACUCUGUAGAGGCAAAAUCCAGACCAAUGACAAGUCUAUUAAAAGACAAAUGUAAUGGCUUCUACGCUGCACAUGUUAAACCUCCUGCCAGCUGCAAUAGGGUCACCAGCAAAACCUUUUAGGGUUAACAAAAGUGAAUAUUUUGCUAACAGGAAAGUUCUCUCACACACCAUAUACAGAAUAUAUAUCCCGUAGCUAGAUAUCUAAUCUGCUUUUGCUUGAUGGGGACUCAGUAGCUGAGGUUUUGGAAGGGGAAAUACCUGCACAAGUUCCUUCACUCAUACUUGUAGCUUAUCUAUCACUUCCUACAG